Molecule: messenger RNA, 924 nt
Organism: Giardia duodenalis
Lineage: Eukaryota; Fornicata; Diplomonadida; Hexamitidae
Exons: 1
Coding region: 1-924 (307 amino acids)
Cellular component (GO): cytoplasm
Source: RefSeq, a predicted model, not a curated record
AUGGAACCGUUUUCUACCAUAGACUUCACGCCAACUAGCGAAUUUACCUUUCAAAGAACCACAGGGCUUUUUAAUGAACGGCAGGUUAUGGAGCUAAACCCUGACUAUAUGGACAUAGCUAGAUUGAACACGUCACUGAGUUCAUUAGUGUACGGAGAUAUAGGGGCUUUUGUGUGCAGUAGAAACACACCAAACUGGGCGGUAAAGCUCUGCCAAGUGCAGCAAUAUUUUGCACAGUAUCUUCUCUACACUACAUCUCAGUGUGAGGCAUAUCUCCGAGAGCUUGUCACUCCUCAAACAGAUCCCAAUCUGGCAGUAUCCCUGCAACAAGAGAUUGAGAGGCUGAAGGCUGAGAUUAAGCACAUACAACAAAAGCAUGAGACAGAGAACAUGAUGUAUAGGCUAAUGUCUGUGCGUCCGGAGGUUGUCGAGGCCCUACCAACAUGUCUACAUUGCGGGAAGAUGUUCGGAGCCUAUGAAUUCCUGCUGGCCCAUCAUAGGCGACGUCACCCGGGCUAUCCAGAUCCCAAACCACCAGUUCCAUCAUUUGCGCCGCUUCCACGCCCUUGCCAAUGUUGUAUUCAUGAAGAUGAACCGGCCAAACCUGCACCACCUGGCCCCACUGCGGUUGAAGUCGGUUUCAACCCUGCAUCUGAGCAGCCUUCAUCGUUAGUUACCGUGGCACCCCCACCGCAGGAAUCCUUACUACCUCAGUAUGUAGAAAGUGAUAUCUUCGCUGAGGGGGGUGAAUUAAAGACACCCCCUGGCCAAGGAUAUGUAAGUUUUGACAGCCACAUGUCUGAAUACUAUCACAACCUUCAGAAACGGGUUCAUCUUCAAAACACAGCAAUAGAUAACAAGUAUAAGGAGCUGAAGCAGCAGUACACAACAGGCAUCUCUAGUACCAGCACAUCAAUCUUCUAG